CAGGUGUCUGAAUGUAUGAACCAAUUCUCUGGUAUAUAUAAGGACAGGCCUGUAUCAACAUGGGCCAGUCAAGUCAAGAAAACACCACAAAGCCCACAAUCAGAAGCUGAACAAGAAGCCAAGACCUAUAUUCUUUGUUGCAAAAUGUGGUUGUACAUUGUCUUUGCUGGCCUAGUUGGCCUUGUCACUGGAAUGCCUCAUCUGCAUCACAAUGUUGGAACAUCAAAAAGCAACCAUCUCACCAUUGAAGACUUCAUUGCAGCCAAGAAUGAUGAUUUCAGUUUCCAAGAAGCCCAGGAAGAUGUUCUCAAUGGCAGGAAUCCAGAACUGGGAGAACAUUUUGAAGGCGACAUCAUUCUUCCUGAAGGCGUGAACCCACAAGUCACGAAUUCAACUUUCAAGCUGAACCUUCCAGAACAUUUGGCCUUGGCUAUGAUUAUGACUGACAUUUCCAAGCUCAACCUCAUGUACAAAUGCAAGGUCAAGGAUGCCAUGAAUGAAGGCAAGUCUUGUUUUGCAUGCACAGACAAAAAUGGCCACUGCCAAUUCUGGGCUUCUGAAGGAGAAUGCGACACUCACAAGGAAUUCAUGGCUGAAGAAUGUCCCGAGUCUUGCGCCAAUCAGUGAAUGAUUCGAUGAAGAAAUAUUGAAUUCCGUCAGAAAUUCAACCCCGGAAAAAAAAGACAAAAUACACGUUGAUGAAAAUCGAAA
This is a messenger RNA of Notodromas monacha, 711 nucleotides long. NCBI's taxonomy places the organism in Eukaryota, Metazoa, Arthropoda, Ostracoda, Podocopida, Cyprididae. The record is from the annotation of a GenBank genome assembly.